Messenger RNA from Eucalyptus grandis, 1547 nucleotides. Its product is annotated as protein JINGUBANG. The record is from RefSeq and is a predicted model, not a curated record. NCBI's taxonomy places the organism in Eukaryota, Viridiplantae, Streptophyta, Magnoliopsida, Myrtales, Myrtaceae. Gene Ontology annotation, molecular function: protein binding.
CGGCGGCACCAGCCCUCCUCCGACUCUCUCGGCGGCGCCACGACGUCGUCGUCCUCGUCCUCCUCGUCGAGCUCGAGCUCUCGCGCGACCAGCAGCAGCAGCAGCAGCAUCGAAUCCAACCUCUCCCUCCAAACGCUACCCUCCGUCCUCCUCCAAACCCUAACCACCGACUCGCUCCACGUCUCCGUCUCUCACAACCUCCUCCACGCCCUCUCUCCUCCUUGCCUCCUCCCCGUCGCUUCCCUCGUCCUCCACGGCAAGCUCCUCUAUGCUGCCUGCGGCCACGAGAUCCACGUCUACGACGUCUCCAACGCCUCCGCCGGCGGCGAGAUCUCCCACUUUGACGCUUUCAACGUCCGCGCCUCGUCCUCGGGCUCCGUCAAGUCGGUCGCCUUCUGCGGCGGCCGGGUCUUCACCGCGCACCAGGACUCGAAGAUCCGCGUCUGGCAGGUGGGGGCGGUGGAGGGGCGGCACGGGCUGGUCGCGACCCUCCCCACCGUAGGCGACCGCCUCCGCCGCUUCAUGCUCCCGAAGAACUACGUCACGGUGCGCCGCCACCGGAAGCAGCUCUGGAUCGAGCACGCCGACGCCGUCUCCGCCCUCGCGGCGAGCGACGGCGUCGUCUACUCCGUCUCCUGGGACAAGACCCUCAAGUCAUGGCGCGGCGGCGGCAACAGCGGCUCCGACCUCCGGUGCCUGGAGUCCGUCCGGGCCCACCACGACGCCGUCAACGCGGUGGUGGUGGCCGCCGGCGGGACGGUCUACACCGGGUCGGCGGACGGGAGGAUCCGGGUCUGGGCGAGGCAGGCGGGCGAGGAGCGGCACUCGUUGGUGGCGACGCUGGAGAAGAACAAGUCAGCGGUCAACGCGCUCGCGUUGACCGGCGACGGGUCGGUGCUGUUCUCCGGCGCGUGCGACCGCUCGAUACUGGUGUGGGAGCGGGAGGACAGCGCCAACCACAUGGCGGUGACGGGGGCCCUAAGGGGCCACGCCAAGGCCAUCCUCUGCCUGACCAGCGUCGCCGACCUGCUGCUGAGCGGGUCGGCGGACCGGACGGUGAGGAUCUGGCGGCGGGGGGCGGAGGGCAGGUACUGCUGCUUGGCCGUGCUGGAGGGCCACCGGAAGCCCGUGAAGUCACUGGCCGCCGUCUCCGGCGGUGACGGCCUCGUCACCGUGUUCAGCGGAAGCCUGGACGGAGAGAUCCGUGUGUGGCGGGUCUUGGUUUCGAGCGUCGACAAGGGCCGGCCGGGAUCGUGUUGAAAUUGGAAAUUCGUGGGGGAAAAUAAAGCGAAAAAAUUUGGUUGACAUAGACAAAAAAAAAAAAAAACUAAGAAAUUAUGGUAUAAGCUGUUUUUUUAAGGCUUUUUUGUGGUACCAUAUCGUGAAUAUGUCGUCUUCUUCUUCUUUUUUCCCUAUUUGAAGAAAUUGAUAUCACUAAGAGUUUGUAUGCUCCAUCAAUUUCUUGAUUAUAUUUUUUGAUAUAAUUGAUAGAGUGAGCUUUUGUCUCCAGAUAUGAAAUUAUGUUCAUUUUAUCAUUGUUUUCUUUA